AUGGAUAUUCACAACAUUGACGACUUUUUAAACUUGCAGGAUCAGAAUGAGAUCAACUUACUGUCAGCAGAAGGAAUAGCCCCUAUCCAACAUAAUGAAUCUGAAUGGCAUUCAGUUACCAGCACGCCAUCGGAUUCCUUUCCUACAGCCAACAACAUUUUAUAUGGUACAGAGGAUCGUAAUGAUAAUAACCAUAAUAGUAGUAAUGAACCUAGUAAUAAUAAUAGCAACAAUUGGGGCUUUGAAUUAGGCUUUAAUUUUAUGCAUGACAACAAUAACAAUGUCGAUGCUAAUAAUUUCAUAACUCCUGAUUCAUUACUUAAACAACCUCAAAUACAACAGCAACAACAACCAUCAGAACAAAGAGUGACACGUUCUCGUUCGAUCACGUCCAACACAACCCCUACAGUCACAUACAAAAAGAAAAAAUCAAGAGCUAAAAAGCUUUACUGUAUCUGUCAACAGCCGUAUAAUGGUAAGCCUAUGGUUCAAUGUGAUCGUUGUGAAGAAUGGUUUCAUUGUGCUUGUGUUGGCUUUGACCCUGAUGCAGAGGAAGAAGAUAUUGAUUGGAUAUGUCAAAAAUGUGAACAAGUGCACAUGUGA
Rhizopus microsporus ATCC 52813 is the source of this 603-nucleotide messenger RNA. RefSeq lists its product as uncharacterized. Gene Ontology annotation, cellular component: Set1C/COMPASS complex. The transcript has 3 exons. Lineage: Eukaryota; Fungi; Mucoromycota; Mucoromycetes; Mucorales; Rhizopodaceae. Gene Ontology annotation, biological process: positive regulation of DNA-templated transcription. The record is from RefSeq and is a predicted model, not a curated record. The coding region runs from base 1 to 603 and encodes 200 amino acids.